GGAGCCAAAGCGGCCGGCCAGGCUUUUGCUUCGGCUCUCCUUGGAUCGGACUGGAGGGAGGCUGGAGGGACAAACGGUACACCAGAUUUUACCGCUUGCUUUUCAGGAACUGAUGCCCCCACCAUGCCAGCUUUCAGGCAAGUCGGGGAGAAGCAGCUUCCUCAAGAGGUCAUUUUUAUGGCCUGGUCUCCUAAAAGGGAUCUGAUUGCCCUGGCAAACAAAGUAGGGGAGGUUUUGCUUCACCGCCUGGCAAAUUUUCAGCGAGUUUGGAGUUUGCCGCCAAAUGAAAGCACGGGCAAAGAAGUAUCCGCGCUCGCCUGGAGACCAGACGGCAAAAUUCUGGCUUUUGGACUUGCGGAUACGAAGAAAGUUAUUCUGUGUGAUGUGGAAAAACCAGAGAGCUUGCAUUCUUUUUCGGUCAGCGUUCCUCUCACGUUCAUGUACUGGAUGGAAGUUACGGAGGAAAACAGCGUUCUCACUUCGUUUUAUAAUGCUGAAGACGAGUCCAGUCUUCUCCUUCCUAAGUUGCCUGCCUUGCCAAAGAACUACAGCACCACAGCAAAGAUCUUCAGUGAAGAGAAAUCCGACGAAAUUAUGAAACUCAUGGGCGACAUCAGGCUUAAUGCCCUGGUUCUUGGAGGCAUUGAUGGGUUCAUUGAGAUCUAUGCUUACGGAAUGUACAAGAUUGCGACAAUAACAGGGGUACGUAUCCUUUCACUGUCCCUCUCGUCCAGUAAAAAAAAUGUUCUUCCCUUCAGAGUGCUAAAGAUGACUCAGAAGGACAUCACUUUUGUGGCUGAUUUUCUGACGGAGCACUUCAAUGAAGCACCUGAGCUCUACAGUCGAAAAGGGAAAUACUUUAACGUGGAAAGAGUUGGGCAGUAUUUAAAAGACGAAGAUGAUGAUCUCGUAUCUCCACCUAACACCGAUGGAAACCAGUGGUUUAAUUUCCUUCAAAGUAGUAACAGUCUUAAAGAAAGCCCGUUGUUGUUUCCAUACUACCCUCAAAAAUCACUGCAUUUUGUAAAGAGGAGAAUGGAAAGCAUCAUUGAUCAGUGCCUCCAAAAGCCAGCUGAUGUGAUUGGAAAAACGGUCCGCCAGGUGUUUUGUAUGCCUUUAUACAGGGCCUCUAAAAGUGACGAUUCGACGUCUCAGCUGCUUAAGUUGCCCUUUUUAUGGCACGACAAAUCUUACAGUUUGCAUUAUGUUUUAUUCACGAUGUUAGAGAACUCAGUUUCCAAACUCUACAUCCUGAGAAGGCAUACAGACAUUUCAAGGUCCACUAAUAACGGACUGCUCGCUGUGGAGUUUGGGAAUUUCUUGAACAAAAGUAUUAACGAAAGUAAUGAAAGCAGCUCCUACAGCUGUCUGGAUGCUCAUUUUUACGAUGACGAAACGAUAACCGUCAUCCUGGUGGAAAAUUCAGAACAAGAGGGGAAGGAACGGAUUUUGGCUCAGUUGCCUUUGUCAUCUAUCUGUACGGAGGAGAACCAGGGGAUGGAGUUUAACUGGAAUUCUGGUCAAAGGUUAGAUAUGCAGCGUGACAGCAUCCCUACUUGUACAGUAAACACAGAGACUCAGUGGAGGGUGCUGGAGAACAUGAAGGCUAGCUACAUCACAGUGAACGGAAUCCGGAAAGUGUCUUGCGUUCUAAGUUCAAACCUACGGCACAUCCGGGUGUUUGAAAUGGAUGAAGACGAUGGAGAAGCUGAGGAGGAAGAAGAGGAAGAAGCCCCUCAGGCUGUCAGCCUACCUCAAGAAGAACUCAACCAGUCAACAGACACGGCGGAAGGAGACUAGGUCUUGGCUCAGCUGAGCUUGUAGGUGAGGUCCCACCGAGAACUUCUGAGAGGAAAAGAAACGUUCAUUUCAGGGACUUAGACAUUAGAGCAAAGAACUGGGAAUGUGAUCCUGCUGUUGGAAAGUACGGGAAAACUGUGUGCUUCUCUCUCUGUCUGGUUUUUAAAACUCACAUUCUGCCAACCUCUUGACAACUUGUAAAACAUUCCUACACUUGUUUCCAAGUUGGCAUAAGAAAGAGGGGAAUGGGGGAAAGGACUGGAGAAGCAUACGGCAAAUGAACUUAGAAGCACAUUCCAACCUUAUCUUAAACAAGAUUGUAGCUAAGCGACUAGAAAAACUUUAAUUGGAGAAUGUGAUGGAUGACACCUAGCCUGUGUACAUGCUUAAUUGUAGAAACUGACUUAUGGCACAUGGAAUACUGACAUUUCUGUUUCUUUGGUUAUGGCCUCCAUUGUCUGAAUAAUAUAGCUGAAAACAAACAAGUCUUCAGACAGACAGACAGACAGAAUCACAAGAGUUGGAACGGUCCUUGUAGAUCAUUUAAUCCAACCCCCUACUUCAGAUACUCCUGCCAACAUGGUUCUGCUUUUGAUAUUCCCACGGUUUUCUAAACUCCAUGGUCCCUCUUGUUUUUUCUCAGCAAGUUACGUCCUUUAGAUGUCACAAUUUUGUCAUUACAGGACGCAUUUUGUGUUUCAUUUGCCGGCAUCAUACGGAGGAGGGCGGCUGGGGAAGUAACCUCAUAACCAUAGCCACCAUCAUCUUUGAAAGGCAGGAAAAUAAAACAGCUAUUGUUUUGUAACUGCUUUUCAGUUGCGCUUUUCGUUUCACAAUUCCUGUCUCACCAACGUAUCUAUCGCCAAAUUAUUUCUCUGGUGCUUUAAUCCAAAACAAAUGUUCUUUUACAGCUUUAGUGUUUGCCUGCCUCUAAUCUCAAAGAAUGUCAUCUUAAAUAACUUCGGAGAAGCUUCAUUGUUCAGUUUCUGGUAAUUUCCAGCAUUGUGUCAAGAAUUAUGAAAGAGAGGGUUUUUUUUUCCCAAUUAAGGCUUGGAAGCACGAGGUGCCAUGCAACUGUAAAAAAUUAGGGAGUUAAAUUUCAGUUGGAAAACUACUG
This is a messenger RNA of Pseudonaja textilis, 2917 nucleotides long. Lineage: Eukaryota; Metazoa; Chordata; Lepidosauria; Squamata; Elapidae. The record is from RefSeq and is a predicted model, not a curated record.